AUGGGGCUCCAGCAGGUCCAGAACGGCAACACAAGCAUGAACUUGAAGACGAUCCUCGUCAUCGGUGCCACGGGUGCGCAGGGAAUGGCCGUCGUCGACAAACUGCUUGCGCCGUGCGAGGACGGUCGACCGUCGCCGUACGCAGUGAGGGCGUUCACGCGAGACACCGGGAGCAAGCGUGCCAAGGAACUCGCUCAGCGCGGGGUUCAGUGCGUUGAAGGGUCUUUCGACAAUUUACCAAGCGUCGAGUGCGCGCUGCGAGACGUCUACGGCAUGUGGGUCAACACGGACGGCUUCACGGUGGGCGAGGAGAAGGAGACCUGGGCCGGCAUCCGCAUAUUUGAGCUGGCUAGGAAGGCGAAGUGCGUCAAGCAUUAUGUCUGGAGCAACCUAGAUUAUGCCUACCGGGCGGGAAAUUACGACGAACAAUACCGCUGCCAGCACUACGACGGAAAGGCACGGGUUGCGGACUGGAUGCGCUCACAGCCCUCGGGCACGACACCAGACGACAUGGCAUGGAGCAUAGUGACCUCGGGGCCCUACAUGGACAUGCUCUUCAACCUCAUGUUCGGCCCCCUCAAGACCCGCGCAGACGGCACCGCCGUCUUCGCCACGCCGAUCGGGUGUGGGCACGUCCCGAUGAUCGCGCUCGCCGACCUCGCCUUCUUCGCGCGGCACACCUUCGACCACCGGGAGUCGACGUCCGGGCGCGAACUCCAGGUCGCGAGUGACGUCGUCGGCUGGGACGCGCUCGCCGCAACGUUCACGCGGGUAACCGGCCGGCGCGCCGAGGUCGUGCACCAGACCGUGGACGAGUGGUUCGCGAACUUCGAGGGCGUCGACGACCCGCUCGCCAACGAGCGCGGGAGCGACGGGGCAAACGGAGUCGAACUCGGAGACAUGGCGGCGACGACGACGACGACGACGUGGGCGGAGAACUUCCGCGGCUGGUGGGCUCUCUGGCGGGACGACGUGAUCACGCGGGACAUGGGGUGGGUGCGGCGGGUGCACCCGCGCGCGCUCACGCUCGAGGCGUGGAUGCGGGCGAACGCGUACGACGGCGGGCUGAGGCGGGCGCUGCUCAAGAACUCGGAGGACGGGAAGACGAUUCGGCCGAAGUGGGACGUGAUCGAGAAGCUGUAG
This is a messenger RNA of Epithele typhae, 1143 nucleotides long. Its product is annotated as NAD(P)-binding protein. Bases 1 to 1143 code for a protein of 380 amino acids. The transcript is spliced from 4 exons. The record is from RefSeq and is a predicted model, not a curated record. Lineage: Eukaryota; Fungi; Basidiomycota; Agaricomycetes; Polyporales; Epitheliaceae.